AUGGAUCUCCAGGUGGAUCCCCAGAUAAUUCCCCAGAUGGACGAAUUCCCCCCUCCGCCGUCGCAAGAGGAAAUCAACGACAGAAUCAAACAACUGGCCAUCAAACAUAACGUCAACCAUCGCAAACUCAUGUUGAAAAUCGACAUCUGCGUCGUUCCCCUGACUUGUCUACUCUAUGUCCUGGCGUUUCUGGACCGAGUCAACGUUUCCAAUGCCAAUGUUUAUGGCAUGUCCGAGGAUCUGAAUAUGACCGGCAACAAGUUCAACACCGCUCUGGCCAUCUUCUUUGUGCCCUACGUCAUUGCCGAGAUUCCUUCCAAUUGGCUCAUGAAGAAGUUCAAGCCCCAUGUCUGGUUGACGGGGUGUAUGACUCUGUUUGGAGUCUGUCUCCUGGGUCAGGGGUUUGUUCGAACCUACGGACAACUGCUGGCCACCCGAUUUCUGCUCGGGCUGUUCGAAGCAGGCAUGUUUCCGGGCUGCUUCUACCUGCUGUCCAUGUGGUAUCGCCGAGAGGAGGCCCAGAAACGAUACUCCUUCUUCUUCUCGUCCACCACCCUGGCCGGAGCGUUCGGUGGCCUCAUUGCCGCUGGUAUCCACAACCUGGACCACGACAGAGGCAUUCGAUCGUGGCAAUGGAUCUUUAUCAUCGAAGGAGCGUGCACAGCUACCAUUGGAAUUCUCAUGAUUUUUUGCCUGGCGGACUUCCCCGAGGAGGCGCGGUUUCUCAAACAGAACGAACGGGACUUCAUCAAGGAGAAACUGGAGAUUGGAAACGCCGGAGUGUCGGAAUACGAACGUUCCAUGACUCGCAAAGACCUGGCGUUUGUCUUCUCCGACUGGAAGGUCUGGAUCUCCGGACUCCUGUACUUUGGAUACAUUGUUCCGGCCUAUGGAUACGCCUACUUUGGCACCGCCAUCGUCAAGGGUUUGGGAUACUCGCCGGUCAUGACCCAACUGUACUCGGUGCCGCCCUGGGUGGCGGGAUUUGGCUUCUCCAUGGUGUCGGCGGCGUUUUCCGACCACUUUCGACACCGGUUUGCGUUUGCCUUCUUUGCGGGAAUCGUCGCGGUGGCGGGAUUUGGACUUCUCAUGGGACAAACAAAACAUAUCGGCAUCCGAUACGGCUCGCUGUUCAUGAUAUGCGCAGGAACAUACACGGCCAUGCCAAUUCUGGUGUGCUGGACUCAAAUGAACUUCUCGGGACACCACCGAAAGGCCAUUGCGUCGGGCUGGCAGAUUGGUUUCGGAAACACGGCGGGGUUCAUUUCGACGUUUAUCUUCGAGGCAAACGAGGCGCCCACCUAUCCAACCGCGCUCGACGUGUGUCUGGCCUUUACCGCCUUUUCCACCGUGCUCCUCGCGGUCUAUUUUGCCGCCAUCUGGGCUGACAACAGGUACAAGCGAACGGAAAAGUACCGUCAAAAGUUCCGAUCGUGGCCCAAGGAGAAACAGCAGUUGGCCGGAGAACUUCAUCCUAGUAUUUUCUAUAGUUAUUAG
This is a messenger RNA of Yarrowia lipolytica CLIB122, 1497 nucleotides long. RefSeq lists its product as uncharacterized. Gene Ontology annotation, cellular component: plasma membrane. Gene Ontology annotation, biological process: transmembrane transport. Gene Ontology annotation, molecular function: transmembrane transporter activity. The record is from RefSeq and is a predicted model, not a curated record. Lineage: Eukaryota; Fungi; Ascomycota; Dipodascomycetes; Dipodascales.